UGUAAUAAUGUUAGUCCAUUGUGGUAGAGCAUCGCAGUUACUCAUUGUCAGAUUUUGGUAACGCUGAUCCUCAGAGAUGGUGACCGCCAGGAGUGAAGCGCAGGCCCCCGCGGCUAUGGAAGAGAUACCUCAUGACCAUCUAUUCAAAGUCACCGGACUGUCUUCUACGAAUUUAGAAAAGAUGGCACAAGAGCCGGCGGCGGACUUCGAGGCGGCGAUAGCGGCCACGGGUUAUGGCGGAUUCAACAUCGCGCUGCUGCUUUGCACGCUGCCCGCCUUCUGGAGCGCCGUGUCUGUCACCAGCUCCGUCUCGUACAUCUUCACGCGCGCCCAGUGCGACAUGAACCUUAGUCUGCUAGACAUGGGCACUGUAAACGCGAUUACAUACGGAGGCAUGAUAUCGUCGGCGUUGUUGUGGGGCUUCUUGUCGGACACGCUGGGCCGCCGCCAGAUCCUGGCCUGGGGCUUCUUCUGUUCCGGACUCUUCGAGAUCGCUGCUGCCAUGAGUCAAAACUUCACCAUGCUGCUUAUUACGAGAUUCGCCAGUGGAUUUUUAUUUAACGGUCCAUUUGCGGUGCUGAUCUCGUACAUAGCUGAGCUCCACCGCACGGAGCUGCGCGCACGCGUCAUCCUGCUGACCAGCCUUUUCUACACCAUCGCUAAUACCACACUGCCACUGCUCGCCUGGGCCAUGCUCACACAGACCUGGGACUUCUAUCUAUUCAACGGAACCUUCGUGAUCCACUCGUGGAACCUGUUCCUGCUGGCGACAGCACUGAUGCCGCUGCUGACGGGGUUGGCUUUCCUCUGCCUUCCCGAGAGCCCCAAGUUCCUCAUGUCCCGGGGCCGCAAUGCCGAGGCCCUUGAGGUCUUCAGAAAGAUAUACAAGAUGAAUACCGGGAAAUCGAAGGACCAAUUUCCAGUGACACGACUAGUAGAGGAGAGGUCGCAAGAGCAGGGGCGCGGGGUAGCGGCCCUGCGGGGCGGGGCGGCACAGCUGGCGCCCCUCUUCCGCCCCCCGCAUGCGCCCUGGCUGCUGCUCAUGUGCGCCAUACACAUGGGAUGCAUGUUCGGAUCCAAUACGAUCCGGCUGUGGUACCCGCAGCUGGCGGCCAUGAUAGGGUCCGAGGAGAACGGCUCACUUUGCUCGGCCCUGGCGCCGGCGCCGGCCAGCACGGGGCCCUGUGCGCCGCUGCAGCCUGACAUGCUCACCUACCUGCAGAGCGCCGUGGUCGGCGCGGGCUCCGUGCUCACUUACAGCAUCGGCGGCGCCCUCGUUAACAGAUGCGGUAAGAAGGUGGUGGCGGGCCUGUGCGGCGUGGUUAGCGCGGGGAUCAUCGCACUGCUACCGAUGCUGGGCACGGGCGCCGCAGCUGUGGUUGCCAUGGUUACCGCAGCGUUAUCCUUCACCUCCCUCUGCGGCGCCUCGCUCUCCAGUAUCAAUGUUGAUCUUUUUCCGACCUCAUUGAGGGUAAUGGCGAUGGCUACAUUUCUAAUGAGCGGUCGCCUUGGCACCAUAGCAGGAACUGUCAUAUUUCCCGCGCUCAUAGAAUACGGCUGUCUUCCGCCUUUCAUUACAAUAGCUGCUGUUUUAGCUGCGUGCGGUUUUGGAUGCUUCCUUGUCCCAAAUACUACGCUCAAGAAACUGGAGUAAAAGCGCUUUACGAUUCAACAUAGAGUUUAUUCAAGCAUCAAAAUAUACGUUAA
Molecule: messenger RNA, 1707 nt
Organism: Papilio machaon (common yellow swallowtail)
Lineage: Eukaryota; Metazoa; Arthropoda; Insecta; Lepidoptera; Papilionidae
Product: synaptic vesicle glycoprotein 2A
Exons: 10
Coding region: 77-1654 (525 amino acids)
Biological process (GO): transmembrane transport
Cellular component (GO): membrane
Molecular function (GO): transmembrane transporter activity
Source: RefSeq, a predicted model, not a curated record